AAAAAAAACGGGGCUUUAAGUCGCAACCAAGGUUACAGUCUUACAGAUAAGCCUCUCCUGUCGCCUUCUUACCUCCGGCGAUGGCCAUGUUUUCCGCCGACAUCGGCUCCGUUUUCGUCGGGGUCGCCAAGCGGUUCUCCGCCGACGCUGUUCACUUAAGGAGACCGUUUCUGCUCCAGUUUUCUGGCUCGAGGAGGCUAUAUGCCGCCGCUGCGGUGCGAGUUAACAGAGCGACGUCGAAGGCGACUAGCCUUCGAUAUGUUCUUCCUGGGCUGGCAAGCUCGAGAGCGUUCUUGCGCAGUUUUGUAACUAGCGCCGCGACGACGGAGGAGAGCUCCGAUGUGCUGACGAAGAUUCCUCCGGAUGAUCGAAUUCCUGCCACCAUUAUAACUGGUUUUCUUGGCUCUGGAAAGACAACCUUGUUAAACCAUAUUUUGACUGCUGACCAUGGAAAGCACAUUGCUGUUAUCGAGAAUGAGUUUGGAGAAAUUGAUAUUGAUGGUUCUUUGGUGGCUGCAAAAACUACUGGAGCUGAAGAUAUAGUUAUGCUUAACAAUGGUUGUCUUUGCUGCACUGUAAGAGGCGAUCUUGUAAGAAUGAUUUCUGAGCUGAUUGAGAAGAAAAAAGGGAAAUUUGAUCAUAUUGUAAUAGAGACCACAGGAUUGGCUAAUCCGUCACCAAUUAUUCAGACAUUUUAUGCUGAGGAUAAGAUUUUCAAUGACGUCAAGCUGGAUGGUGUUGUUACUCUUGUUGAUUCAAAGCAUGUUGGAAUUCAUUUGGAUGAGAAAAAACCUGAUGGUGUAGUAAAUGAAGCAGUUGAGCAAAUUGCAUAUGCAGAUAGGAUUAUAGUGAACAAGACUGACCUUGUGAGCGAGCCAGAGAUCUCUUCCUUAAUCAAGAGAAUAAGGAAUAUCAAUACCAUGGCUCAUUUGAAGCGUACUUCAUAUGGUAAAGUUGAUUUGGAUUAUGUUCUUGGCAUCGGAGGCUUUGACUUGGAAAGGAUAGAGAGCACUGUUCGUUCGGAAGGUUCAAAAGAAGAUCAUAAGGAACAUGACCAUGAACAUAAGCAACAUGAUCAUGAUCACCAUGAUGAACAUCAUCAUCAGCAUCACAGCCAUGAGCAUAAGCAUGAUAAUCACGAGCAUGACCAUGUUCAUGAUCCUGGUGUUUCUUCUGUAAGCAUUGUUUGUGAAGGGAGCCUCGACCUCAACAAGGCAAACAUGUGGUUGGGCACUUUAUUAAUGGAACGAAGUGAUGACAUAUAUCGUAUGAAAGGUAUUCUUUCUGUGGAAGGCAUGGAAGAAAGAUUUGUUUUUCAGGGAGUUCAUGAUAUCUUCCAAGGUUCUCCUGAUAGAUUAUGGGGUUCAGAGGAAGCAAGAAUCAACAAAAUUGUAUUUAUAGGGAAGAAUCUCAAUGCUAAAGAAUUGGAUAAGGGUUUCAAAGCUUGUCUAUUGUAAAGCCUUUUCCACUUUAUACUGAUAAAUUGAACAUUCUCACUUGAAAAUUCAGAACAGAGCUUGCCUCAUAUAAGAAGUGCUUUGAAUCCUGUACAGGGAGGACAAGAUUGCUUUUUCUUGCUCA
Molecule: messenger RNA, 1581 nt
Organism: Dendrobium catenatum
Lineage: Eukaryota; Viridiplantae; Streptophyta; Magnoliopsida; Asparagales; Orchidaceae
Product: P-loop guanosine triphosphatase YjiA
Exons: 10
Coding region: 81-1457 (458 amino acids)
Cellular component (GO): cytoplasm
Source: RefSeq, a predicted model, not a curated record